This is a messenger RNA of Camellia sinensis, 543 nucleotides long. The record is from RefSeq and is a predicted model, not a curated record. NCBI's taxonomy places the organism in Eukaryota, Viridiplantae, Streptophyta, Magnoliopsida, Ericales, Theaceae.
UUAGGCAAAGGAGUGCAAAAAAGAAUAGCCAGGAAAAAAGGAGAGAAAUUACAUGUGUAUGUCAAUCGGAUGUUGAACGCAAUCACAGGAGGGAAUGCAACCCCAGCGACGAAUGAGUUGGGAUUGCAAAUUAGACGGUUGUGCCCUCUUCAGAGCGUGAAGUCAUGGAGGAAAAUCAAUGAAAGUACCAAAGAUGCGGUCAUCCAAGCGGUGCUAGACAAGUUUGUUAUCGGGGAUGAUUUUGAUAAUGAUGAACAAGCUCAACAAAUUCUUGAUAGAAAGGCAUAUUUGCUAUACAAGGAUUGGAGGUACAAUCUAAAGCAAGAGUUCCUCGAACUUGAGGAAAAGGGUAUUGAUGACCCAUAUAGUCAUCCGCCUAGUGGAGUGAGCUUGGAUGACUGGAGAUAUCUUAUUGAUGUUGCUUGGAAAGACGAAUCUCACUUGGUAACAAAUUAAUUAGAAACCCCAUUCUUGAAAUUCAUUGAUGUGAAUAUCAACAAAAAUUUUGUGUUUAAAUUUUGUGCAUAUAUGUUUGCUUAUGGA